CAGAAAGAAGAGAACACGUAGAAAAUGUUAAUUGUGAAAACUGCACGGAAUAAUAUUGAAAUAAAAUGCAUAGAGGAAUAGGGCCUACAGUAUAAAGAUAAUAUAACAAGAAACAAGACCCUUUCAUGAUAUGUUGAUGUUGAUUAUCUGUUAUGUGUUAAAUGUUACAAAAACUUUAGAUUCUUUGUUAUGAUUCCAUAAGAUCUACAGAAAAUGAUAAAUAUAACCCUGAUUUGCAUUUUUCAGUUUACCCGUAAGCGAGGCUAUAAUACAUAGUGCUAGUACAUUUUUUUAGUGACUAUUGAUCAGGAUGCUCGUUUCAAGGUUAAAGUUGCAUCGUUACCAGCAAAGCUGUUUUCGUAAUAUUUUGGUACAUGUUUUCAAUGGAAUUAGACCUAGUUCCUUUGUUAUUCAAUAAUAAAUCGUUUGUACAAUUUGAUUAUGAAUUUUAACUACAACUACGCACCCACACCAGCACCCUGGUGUGGAUAUACUAAUUCGGUUCCCUUGCCGAACAUUCCUCACUGCUGGCAUCACUCGUACAAUCCGGCGUGCUUUUGUGGAGGGUGGGAAUGCUGUCCCGAGCAAUAUUCACAGUAUUAUUCUCAUUACUCUGCACCUUACCCUAACACGGACGCGAUGAAACGGAGAUCGGAGAAUAGUAAUAAUGUUGAAGAACCUGCCAAGAAAACAUUUUGGGCCGCUGGUCUUCUAGCAGCUAUGGAAGACCCACAGUGCAUCGUAAAACAAGAUGAUAAAAUCGUGAUAAUUCAGGACAAGUAUCCUAAAGCAGAAUUCCAUUAUCUUGUGUUACCUAGAGAAGAUAUUUCAAGUAUAAAUAAAUUGAAUCGAGAACAUUUACCUCUUCUCGAACACAUGGAAGCAGUAGGACAGGAAAUAGCAAAAGAGCAUCCGAAUCAUAAAUUCCAGUUUGGCUAUCAUGCACUAGCCAGUAUGAUUCGUUUACAUCUACAUGUUAUCAGUGAUGAUUUUAAUUCACUUUCACUGAAGACAAAGAAACAUUGGAACUCAUUUACAACCUCAUUUUUCAUUCCUUCACAAGAUUUAAUUGAGAUCAUAAAAAGGGAUGGAAAAGCAAAGGAAAUCAGCCGAAGCCAUGCCAAGGAGCUUAUGGAUACUCCCCUUAAAUGCCACAAGUGUAAAAUGAUGCUUUCAAACAUGCCAAAAUUAAAACAACAUUUGUUGGUACAUCGUUUAAAAGAAAAACAUGCAACUGAAAAAUAAAGUUGACCGACUUUGAAGUUGUUUGUUCAUUGCUAUUUGUUGUGUCUUUUUAACAUUUCAUUUAAAUAUAGUGACAUUUCUAAUGUUAUUAUAUAUGAAAAUAAUUGUGAUAAAGGUAAGAAGAAUUUAAAAAGUCUUGUUCAAUUUCUCGAACCAGUUACCGAGUGUGCUUUAAGCUAAUCUUACAGAAUGCAGAAACUCUGUAUAGAAACUCUGAAGUCUGUUUUAUGUACAUAUAUCUAGAAGAAAAUUGUUUGUCUUGCACAUAUGUAUAGAACUCAGUACUGAAUAAUAGAGUUGUGCAAUACACUACCAGAUUGCAAAAUCAGAAACAUGUACAUUUUAUUUGCCAGUUUUUACAGUAUGUGUGUACCUAUUUUUAUGUGCUGAUAUUGCUGACAUGAAUUAAGAGUGAUCAGAUCCAUUAUUCCAAAGAACUCAAUAAACAGGCCAAAAUAUAGAACACAGUAAACAUGGAAAUCGCACCUGUGUUUUCAAUUCCUUUCUGACCUAUACUUAAGCUUCACCGCCAAUGAGAUGCUCUCUCUAUAUCCAUUCCUCAGUAGAAAAUUGUUUUUUCACUUGUUGAUUAACGAUUUUAAGAUCGAGUAUGGCAAUCAAUCUGAAAGGUCAUAUAGAAAAAUCCCACACUAUCCACAUUUCUGUACAGCAAUCUAUGCGAGCAUAAAACUUCAUCCCGAUUCUCAACUGUAUAUUUUGUUUGUACAAUCUUUUGUGUAGAAUAAGAUUUCUUUAAACAAGGAUUUUGAUAAUUUUUAAAGAUGGGUACUAUUAAUAUAUGUUUUAUUUUAUUCACUUAAAUUUGCAUGGUAUGUUCCAAAAUGUGGAAGAAAGAAAGUACAAACUUCUCAAUGCACUUGUCUAAUUUGUACAAGAUAUCUUUUUUUCAUGUUCCUCCUACAAGCAUAAAGUAUACCCCUGAAGAUAUAUAAACCACUGUUUGACAGCCUCUGCUCAAUAUUGUUGUAGAUAUUAACAAUGAAACGAUGUCUUGGUGGAAAAAGUACAUUUGUUUGGUGGUGUCCUGCUUCCACAUAACCAUAAAGGAAGUGUCAGAAAACAUUGUAAGGGCACAAAAACAUACAUCAAAUAUUUCUGGACGUGAGGAUUUUGUAAACUGUGAUAUAACACAGCUUUGGGGCAGUUACUCUGUGUUCAAUUUGUAAUAAUAUUUUUUUUUAUUACAAAUUAGUAUGAGAAGACAUUAGGGUUACCUACAUUGCGCACAUGUGUCUACUCAAGUAUUAGGGAAUUGUAACAUCUGUAAAUACAUAUUCUUUAAAAGAAACUGACAAUAUUAUAUAUUAUAAUGUUUGUUGACAAAAUAAAUUGUGAAUAUAUUCCUAUUUUGUCUUGCACC
Molecule: messenger RNA, 2626 nt
Organism: Gryllus bimaculatus (two-spotted cricket)
Lineage: Eukaryota; Metazoa; Arthropoda; Insecta; Orthoptera; Gryllidae
Source: the annotation of a GenBank genome assembly